AUCAGUAUUAGUUGACUUGACGUUAACGAGCUUCAAGAAGUCCUCCUACCUAAAUAUUUACUAAUUUAAGAGUUGCGUUAUGGUUAACAAUGCCAGCAAUAAAUGGAAAAAAAUAAAGUCAACAAAAUCUAAAAGAAGGAUUAGAAACAGAAAAAUAUUUCGGAGAAAUUCAAUUUGGGUUCAAAAUUCUUUAGGGUCCGCUGCUGCAGGAAAUAAAAUGCAAAACACCACUAAUACCAAGGCUGCUGCUGUAUUAUGGAGAAAAACUUAUGAGAGUUGUAUAAAUUGGCAUAAUUUUUAUCAAAUGCAUUACUGGAAAAAUCUAGCUUUCAAUCUAAAAAAUAAAAACAAUGAAUUACAAAAACAAUUAGAUGAGUACAAACAUAUCAUAAAAGGGCAAAAUAUUCAAAUUAACUCUUUAAGGAAUGAAGAUGAAAAAGUGGAGUAUGAAACUAGUAGUAGCGAAGGCGAAAAUUAUGACAUUGACAUUCACGAAUGUGAAACUAUCGAAGAAGUUGACGAAGAAUAUUUAAAAUUUCUAGAAAUAACUUAUAAACAUAGAGAAGAAAUUAAAAACAAAAAAAUAUUUCAAGAGGGACAUAUUUAAAUUAACAUACAUAUUUCUUACUACUAUUCUUUAGAACUAAAUUUACUUUAAGCUUGUACUUUUGGUCAUUUUGACCGCAUCAUUUAUCAUGUACCUUUUAAGCAUGUUUAGGUAGGUAACUACAUACCCUAUUCCCAUUGGCUACCAUAUUAUAUAUCACGGAUAUUAGUAUAUUAACAUAUUAUAUAACCGCUUGUUCUAGUUACUAUAAUUGUUAUUAUUAGUACUAGGCCUUAUUUUUUAAAUACAAUUACUGAUUUUGUUAUUGGUUAUUACAUAGUAAUAAUUUGUUAACAAUUUCAUACUAAUAUACAUUUGUCGUUAUAGUUCAUUUUAUUUUUAAAUUUUGUUCAUUUUCCAGACAUUUGUACAUUUGAAAAUGGAAUUUUUAUAUUUAGCGUAAGAACUUAUUUUUAGGUUAAUAAAUAUAUCAAUCAUGCUAUUGUAUUUGUGGUGUUUUGCUA
Condylostylus longicornis is the source of this 1071-nucleotide messenger RNA. RefSeq lists its product as uncharacterized. The transcript has a single exon. NCBI's taxonomy places the organism in Eukaryota, Metazoa, Arthropoda, Insecta, Diptera, Dolichopodidae. The record is from RefSeq and is a predicted model, not a curated record. The coding region runs from base 80 to 607 and encodes 175 amino acids.